AAUCUGUACUAUAAACACAUCAAUCCUACAAUCAUCCCUGCAGUAUGCAUUACCUCGACUGCUUCCUCCAUCUUGACAGCGAGACAGCUCCAGUGUGUCGUGCGCGCUUCCUUCCGGUUACCCUCGCCGACCUCCACUCCUCAACCAAUGACCCCUCCCCGUCUGACACCUCCGCCUCCUUGUACUCACCUCCUGCCUGCUUGGUGGGCGUCGUGCCGUGGGGCUCCUGGAUGUCUUGAUACUCAGGCUUUGUCAGUCAUGGCUUUUACGGCGACGGCGGGAUUGGGAUUUCUCCUCCUGGCCUCCUUGGUGUCGCUGUGCUGGGCUCGCUCGGACGCACCCCGCGGGGUGGCGCAGGGCUUUGUCUUUGACCCCAAGGCGACGUGCGAGCCCCGAUGUGCACAUGCCGGAGUGUGCAUUCGCAACGACACCUGUCUCUGCUCCAGAGGAUACGAGGGCGACUACUGCCAGUAUGCCAACUGCUAUCCUAAAUGUAAGAACGGAGGCGUGUGUCUUCGUCCUGGAAAAUGCCGCUGUCCUCCAGGGUUUGGAGGGAGGUACUGUCACAAAGUGACGUGCGAUGGUGGAUGUUGGAAUGGAGGCGAAUGCAAUGCCGUCAACGGAGUGGCUAGGUGCAUCUGCCCCUCCAGCUGGACGGGGUCCAAAUGCCAAGAGGCCAUUUGCCCCCAAGGCUGCAGGAACGCGGGUCUCUGUGUGGCCCCUGGAAUCUGCAACUGUCCUGAAGGCUGGCUGGGCGGAGCCUGCCACAUUGCUGAGUGCACUCUGCCGUGCCUGAAUGGAGGGAAGUGUAUUUCGCCCAACAAAUGCCGCUGUCGCCCCCCGUACUUGGGCCCUCGCUGUGAGGAGAGGAAGAGACGCCACUAGGGUGGUCACGGAGGUGCUCGGGACGGGAGGUCAAUGUAGAUUAGACCAAUUAUUUACUUUUCAAUCGGCCGUCUUUCUUAUUAUUGUGGAGACAUUGCUUUGUGUUUCUCUAUGUGUGUGUCAUUUGUGUCAUUAAACCAU
This is a messenger RNA of Doryrhamphus excisus (bluestripe pipefish), 1026 nucleotides long. RefSeq names its product Schwann cell-specific EGF-like repeat autocrine factor (gene seraf). Gene Ontology annotation, molecular function: nodal binding; activin receptor binding. The record is from RefSeq and is a predicted model, not a curated record. Gene Ontology annotation, cellular component: extracellular region; cell surface. Gene Ontology annotation, biological process: nodal signaling pathway; determination of left/right symmetry; anterior/posterior pattern specification. Lineage: Eukaryota; Metazoa; Chordata; Actinopteri; Syngnathiformes; Syngnathidae.